GCGACCGUCGGAUCUGCUCGUGUAAAAUACAUUCGUGGUACAGACUAGAAAUUAGUUUUCUCGAAGGGAAACUCUGCAGGAUUCCCAGAUAGAAAGAGUUCCAUCACAGCAGCGGUGCCCCAGGCUCCAGACUGACCCAUGCUGCCGUGGGCGCACCGCACAGGACGCAUGAGACUCAGCUGCCAAUCUGCGCGCACAGAGCAGCAACAGACCUGAUAUGGACUUCAGACUGUGAAUCUACAGUUUGUGAAACAUUACGCAGAAUUAAUAACAUGCUGGGGAACACACAGUGAAGUAAACGAGCAGCAGCAGCUUGUUGCAUAGUGUUCACUGUUCCUCCUGCUGUGGGAUUAUUUCUCCCAAAGUGUAAAAUAUCACAAUAUCCGUCAGUUGAAGCUCCGCCCACAGGAAGAUUCAUUCAUACAUUCAUUUUUAAGCACAUUUUGGCGGUAGACAUGCCUACAGUCAGCAGCAGAGAUGGCUCAACGUGCAGUAUAUAUUUACUCUGUGUGUUUGGACUCUUUCAGAGAGGUCUGACAGGUCUGAUAGGAACACAGAGGACUGUGAUGGCAGCUGUCGGAGGAGAAGCUGGUUUCAGCUGUCAGCUGCUGCAGAAUAAAGAUGUUGUUCAGGUCACCUGGAACAAAGUUUUACCUGACAGAGAGGUGACACUCGCUUCUUACACUACUAGAUAUGGUGAAAGAGUGAAUCCUGCCUUUAAAGAUAAAAUAGGGUUUACAGAUGCUGGACUGCAGAACAGCUCCAUCUUCAUCAGAAACGUGACAGAGGAAGAUGAAGGCUGUUAUCUCUGUUUGUUCAACGCCGACCCUGAAGGUUCUCUCACUGGUACAACCUGCCUCCAAGUCUACGAGCUGCAUGGACCCGUUCUCCAUGUGGGAGCAUCAGGCUCUGAGGAGACAGUGGUGUCCUGCUCGGCCACAGGUCGACCUGCUCCCACAGUCACAUUAACUGUCCGGAGAGGCGACGGCCACUUUCCUGGAAACAGCUCCGUCAGUGUGAACAACACCAACGGUACAGUCACCGUCACCUCUACAGCUGUGCUGACUCGUCUCCAUGACAUGGACACAGAGGUUAGAUGUGCAGUGCGAGUGCUCUCUGCUGCUCAGAAAGAGGAGGUCAGGAUCAUUCCUGCUGAAGUCAAACAGUCUGCUGAAGGUUUCCAUGAGGAUUCUGGGAUUGAGAUCACACAUAUCACCAUCAUCACUACACUGUCUGUGGUGCUGGUCUUCUGUUUUGUUGCAGCAGCAGUCAUCACAGUCCUGCUGAUACGAAGACAGAGGAACAGUCGGAGACAAAGAGACUCUGAGGAGUUCAAGAUGUCACCAAAAAGAACUGAACACACUCCAGAGACCAACACACCUGAUAACGAGAACUUGAGGAAACGGACGCCACCUGAGAAAAGGGAAGGAAGUGAAAGCAUAGAACCAUCGCCUGAAACUCGCCGAAAACUAUUUUGACAUAAAAUAACCCACAAGACUGGUGGCAGAAGGAAAACUGCUCUGAAAUACGGUGACAACUGUGUAAAAUCAGUUACAACAUUUGCCGCGCUGCAUUUAUGGACAUGAAUGUGGACGUGACUGAUAUGAUGUGUUGACCACAGGUGGUCGUCUUCAGGUCUGAGUAAAGAAGCGAACACGCCUGUA
This is a messenger RNA of Acanthopagrus latus (yellowfin seabream), 1664 nucleotides long. RefSeq names its product OX-2 membrane glycoprotein-like. The record is from RefSeq and is a predicted model, not a curated record. Lineage: Eukaryota; Metazoa; Chordata; Actinopteri; Spariformes; Sparidae. Bases 456 to 1478 code for a protein of 340 amino acids. The transcript has 6 exons. Gene Ontology annotation, molecular function: cell-cell adhesion mediator activity.